GUCCUUCUCUGUCUUAAUAUUCCUCUUUGAGCUGUAACAAUAUCAUGUCUAUCAUAAGUGUAGUCUCCACAUAUCGUAGAGCGAUCGCGUUUACCAUGAAACCCCUUGUAUACUUCGCUUUUCCCUAAAAUUCCAUAUCUUUGCUCAUAACAAGAUGACCAGCCUCAACACCCAUGAAUUUAUGUUAGUAACAUAACUAAAACGUUAUGCUAAUACAGGAUUAGAAAGUACUUUGAACAACCAUGUUAUAUUAACCAACAUCAUCAAACGCCAUAUGACCUAUACAACGCCCAUUAUUGUUUUAAUCUCUCUCUCUCUGAUCCUUGCAUCACCUGCUGAGCGCGUGCGUAGUCAGUCGGCCAGGACUGCUGGCGGCAGCGACCUGCAUCUCUUCCCUCUGUCCACAGUCACCGCUGCACCACAGGCGGUGCGACCUGGGCACUGUACAAUGUCGCUUGUAGGACACGCAACAGCCCUUCGUCAUGCGGAAGAUAGUUGCACGUGGGGGCUAGAGUAUGGAUUAAAAUGCCUUCAUACAUUUUAGGCAUUUACGGCAGGAAUGAUGUGAAACAACGGCAGCCAGCUUGUUCUACUUCACGGUCUCCCAGGCUCGCACUUCGCUCUUCUCCAUACCAUGGCGUGGAUUUACUAUUUGUAGUUACCCCGCAGCAUGUGUGAUCAACCAGUGCUUUGUGCAGAAGAUUUAUCCCCUCCUGAAGUGCAGUUACCGAUAGAAAUAUGGGAAAUUAUACUGAAGAAGUUACGAGCGCCGGACCUUCUAAAGGCUGCCUUAGUGUGCAGUCAGUGGAGACAUCUGGCGAGAGGGUUAUGUCGGGAAAGGUGUCAGCGACUUCCCCCUCGCUUGCUGUCGGAAUUACGUCAUGAAUACCUCACGAGCUGCGCUGCUUCCGUUUCUCUUUCUGCGUCGCCGUCUGCCUCGCCUUCGCCCCCGCCCGAUGAGGAUAUUUCCGAGCAGUCAGCCCCCGCGUUGGGUCAGCAUGAAACUAACCCGAGCAGCAGCUUUUCGGGGAUGGAGAAGGACAGGUCACCCUUCUCAGACAGGUCAAGUGGAGGGUCAUCGUAUUUGGAGGACGAACAGACAGACUGGCUGGCCCUCACCGCUAUGCUGCACCAAACGGCUCUCACAACCGAACCUCAAUGCUGUUUUGUCACUCACCAGCUCGAAAACGUAACACACUUGGCUUGUGCAGGUUCAUUUAUUGUAGCAGUGUCAUGGAAUUCUGACAGCUCGUCUUGUGUCAUCUACGUGGUCGAUGGCAGCAGCGAGGGAGACCACUGUUGGCAGCACCACAUAGCAGGACGGGUUCAUAAGGUGUGUGUCAUUGAAACACCAGGCAACCCUCCAAUAUUGGCAGUAUGUGUAGACAGAGAACUCCAAUGUUAUCUCCUCAGAACUCAUUUACAAACUCUGGCUCCUCUGUCAAUUUUUCCAACGAUAACUGUUGACUCCAGGUUAUGUUGUGAUGGGUCUACCCUUGUUGUAUCAGACCUAGUUGGACUACAGCAGCUCGCCCUGUACGAUGCAACGCCGUUUCUUCAGGAGGGCAAGGUAGAGCUGAUCCUUAAGGGCCGGAUCCAGACCAGCUCCCCUCCUAUAUACUGGGACCUCUGGAAUGGUUUUGUAACAGCAGUGGUAUCAGGUGGUUACGUCUCCUCAUACACUGUGACGGGAAAUCUAGUCGCAGAAUCUCCUCUCUAUAAGGACUUGCGGUAUCCUAAUCCUACUAUUCUUACCAGAGGUCUUGUCUUCGCCUCCACAAUCACAUCAAGAACUCUGCUGUCCUACUGGCACAUGGACCGAGACAGGGACUACUGGCUCCUAAGUGAGAGCGUGUUGGCAAGCUGGGUCAAGAGAGGUCGGAAAGCUGUGGGUAACACAAGCGUAGUCAAAAGAGGUCAUUUAGGGUCAGGCAGCCAGAGCCCAGUUCUUGAGAUGUCACCUACGGCUGUGUUGCCUGAGAAACCGGAAUCACAUAUACAAGCCUUUCCUGAGGUAUCUUCAAGCAUAUGCAUUUUGACGUUGGCUAAGAUAAGAGUGGGAAAGGUUUUAGCAUUGGAGACGACAGCCAUACACUACAAAAGAGGACUCGUCUUCUGUGGCACAAGUCAAGGACAUCUUUUGGUGUACCAACUUCUCAUGAGAAACAAGACGGAAGGCACCCUCAUCGACUGGACUGUUUUGGAGAACCUUCCCCCUAUACUUACCUUGUCAGUAACGUCUCGCCCUGUGUCGCGAGUGGUAUCCUAUUUUCACGAACAAUUUGUAGUUGUUGCUGUAGGAGAUAGGAAUGGAAACUGCUUUAUAAUUUCUAUUCCGAAUGUUGAAUAUACCUCUCAUGCUUAAUUUUGAUAUCUGUAACUUAUGGCUGUGAUUUUUUCUUGCUUUAUUGGUUUUGUUAUUUGUAUUAUAGCAUCAUACAAAGAAAAUGUAUAGGAUAUUGUUUUUUAAAUGUUUAAGUAGUUCAUGUAAGUAUUCAUCUGACAAGAUGCUCAUCCUUUUGUAUUCAAUAGUUUUUAAGUUUAUCUUUCCUGUUUAUAUAUCUUCUCUCUCGUACACAUAUGAGAAGUAUAAUUUGCAAAAUUGGGGGCAAUAAUGCAGAAAAUGGAAACAGGAAGAUAAUUAAAAGUCAGAUAUUAUUAUGCACAACACAGACAACUAUACUCUUUUUAUUAUCAAGGCAUAGAUGCAUUUUUCAGGGUGAUGAUGACUGAGAAUAGGUUUACAGGCUGGUAAUGAUGAUUAUAUGGUAACUGAGUGAAUGGUGAUGCAUCUUUGCCUCGAUAAUCAAACAAGUAUGUAUAGGAACAUAGGGGUAGAACGAAAUGUAGAUAAUGUAAAAUGAAUCAUAGGCUUGUUAGCCUUGAGUGACAUAGCAUUUCUAUUGCAGCUAAAGAAGUCAGCAUAUUGAACGUCAUAUUAAAUACGAACAAUAUCUAUUAUAGCAGAAAAUAGAAGGCAAUAACUUUUACAUUUACUUAGUGAAAGAUGGAAGUUUUCAUUCAUACUAGUUUUGUCAUAUUGAUAACAGCCUUCACUUUAGAUAAGUCAAAUACGUACUUCCCUGUUUUAAUGAUCUCCUUUUCUUGUUUUUGUUUUUAAAAAAGGAAAAGAAGGUAUACUCUGAUUUGUAUGUUACCUGUCUUUAAGAAGAGUGAUAAUGUAUUGUAUGGCCAUGGUAGCAUAUAAUGAAGAUUGAAUCAUUAAUAUGUAUACAAUUUUCUAAAAGGAAUUAAUGGUGCAGAGAGGAAUAGCUUGCUAAAAAGUACUUUGAACUGAUACUCCAGGAUUAAUAUUUGUCUUGUAGAACAAUUUCAUAUAUAAGGCAUGAGAGAGUAUUAUAUUCUUGAUACAACAAACGUACUUCUUUCCUAUACCACUUCAUUGCAACGAACUCUUUUUACAACUGAACGGUGUGAAAGACUGUAUGUUGAUCAAUCUGCAGAUAGUUUAUAAAGUGUUAAUUUUCUUGUUGGUAUAGUUGGUAUAGUCCAUCUCACAGUGGACUUACUUAAUUCAUUAAAUGUCAUCCCCUUAUUGGAGCCUGUAAUAAUUUGAGGUGAAAAUGAGAGAGAAGGAGCAUGUGUUAAGCAUUUAGAUUAUACGUUACAAUUCCUAAUGCGCUCAAUCUGGCCUUCUCUGACAUUCGGUAGACCUGAAUACAAAUGUACCAAAAAAGAAAAAGAAAGAAAAAAGAGUUUCCAUAACCUAAACUGAAAAACUAUCCUAAAAAUAAAUUGCCCAACAAUGAACUAUGAUUCUACACAGAGGAAUAUAUUUGCAUAGAGAGUUCUGACAGGACCACAUAGAUACAGUUAUACUAGGUCAGUGACUUUUGGACAGUUGUAAAACAUAGAUCAGAAAGAUUUGUUGUAUUUGGAGAGAGACGAUGACCUAUAGAAGCACUGAUGAGGAAGGUGGUAAUGAUAAUAAUGAAAAUAAUAUUUCAAUAACAUUGGUGAUAAUAAUAAUAAUGAUGAAAAAAGAAAAAAAAAAUUAUAAUGAUAAUACUA
Messenger RNA from Penaeus indicus, 4032 nucleotides. RefSeq lists its product as uncharacterized. The transcript has 11 exons. NCBI's taxonomy places the organism in Eukaryota, Metazoa, Arthropoda, Malacostraca, Decapoda, Penaeidae. The record is from RefSeq and is a predicted model, not a curated record. The coding region runs from base 671 to 2365 and encodes 564 amino acids. Gene Ontology annotation, molecular function: protein binding.